Pyrus x bretschneideri (Chinese white pear) is the source of this 941-nucleotide messenger RNA. Its product is annotated as protein ELF4-LIKE 3. The transcript is spliced from 2 exons. The record is from RefSeq and is a predicted model, not a curated record. Gene Ontology annotation, biological process: positive regulation of circadian rhythm; entrainment of circadian clock. Bases 329 to 679 code for a protein of 116 amino acids. Lineage: Eukaryota; Viridiplantae; Streptophyta; Magnoliopsida; Rosales; Rosaceae.
UCGACGACGGACCUGCGUCGCUGCCGAUGGUCUUCGUUUGGUGCUUUCUGCCGCGUCGUGAAAUCGGAGUCCCAGCAAAGGAAAAGAAAUACACAGAGGGAGUCCGAGUGUGAUCUGAAGACGAACGAUUCAGCGUUGGAUUUGGGUGCCCUAGCUUUCUGAAUUCGGUAGCGUUUUCUGGUCUUUCAUGCCGAUCUGUUGAAUGGAAGUUGGGUAGAGAUGCUUGACGGACUCAGUAUAGCUGAAUAACGCGUCAGAGGACUGGUUCUGAUCUGAUCCUAAUUUUUCGAGUCCUCAGAAAAUAAAAGAAUUUAAUUUAAUUCAAUCAAUGGAGGGUGACACAUUCUCAGGGCUUGGCAAUGGCAGCACACAAAUUGAUGGAAAGGUUCUGCAGACAUUUCAGAAGAGCUUUGUGCAAGUGCAGAAUAUCUUGGACCAAAACAGGGUGCUGAUAAAUGAGAUUAAUCACAACCAUGAGUCCAAAAUUCCUGACAAUUUAAGCAGAAAUGUGGGUCUGAUCAGAGAGCUCAACAACAACAUCAGGAGAGUGGUUGAUCUUUAUGGUGAUCUCUCAAGCUCCUUCACCAAAUCCAUGGAUACUUCUUCUGAGGGAGGGGAUUCCAGUGGGGCUUUGAAGUCUGAUGGAAAAGCUGGGCACAAGAGAAUUAGGCCUUCUUAGAGAGAGAAAGUGAGAGAGAGAGAGAUUAUAAUUUGUCUUCCUAAUUCUUUUGCAUGUUGAGAUGGUAGAAAAAAAAGGGAGAAAAAUUGAUUAGAUUCUGUAAACUCUGCUGUAUCUGUUAGGUAAUAAUUUCCCUGAAUUGCUGUUUCGCCGUACGUCUUUGUAACUGUGGAUCUAAUUGAAGAGAAAAAAAAAAAAAUUAAGCUUGCUCGUGUAAUUUCAUUUCUUCCUAAUUGGUAAUAAAAGUUUAUUUUUGUCCUUU